CGUAGUGUGAGUGGGGGUCUUUUUUUUUUUUAUGAGCCGCGGCAUAAGUAAUAGUUGUGCUUGUUUAUUUUGGUAAAGUUUAUAUAUCAAGUUUUCAAGAAUUGACAGUGAUUCCACGAAAAGUAGUUUUAAAACAGUUAUGAAUGUGUUGCAGAAAGUUAGAGAGACUUUUUGGUCUACCAAUGUUUGGCUUCCGCCAAAUACAACUUGGGCAGAUAUAGCUCCCGGCUCGCAUCCAGAUGUAAAUCAUGCUGACUACAGGGACCUUGUUUGGCCAUUGCCCAUGGCUCUGGUUGUAAUGCUAGUGCGGUACGCGUUAGAAAGAUUCUGGAUUGCUCCUAUUGGAAAAUCAUUGGGAAUUAGAAGUAGUCGAUCCAAGAAGGCUGCGAAUAUUCCGUUGUUAGAGCAAGCGUAUGAAGCAUCAAAUAAAAUUAAUCACAAGAAGCUUACAGAAAUGGCUAAACAUUUGGACAUGACAGAACGGCAAAUUGAGAGGUGGUGGCGCUUAAGAAGAGCUCAAGAUAAACCGUCAACUCUAACAAAGUUUUGUGAAAAUACAUGGCGCUGUAUAUAUUACACUUACAGUUUUGUAUUUGGGCUGAUUGUUUUAUGGGACAAAUCGUGGCUAUGGGAUGUCAAGAAUUGUUGGUAUGGAUAUCCUCAUCAGUCAAUAACAAGUGAUAUUUGGUGGUAUUACAUGAUAUCUAUGUCAUUUUAUUGGUCAUUGACGGUUACCCAGUUUUUUGAUGUUAAACGGAAAGAUUUCUGGCAAAUGUUUAUACAUCAUAUGGUUACCCUUAUGCUGAUGUCUUUUAGUUGGGUUUGCAAUUUACAUCGAGUCGGUUCGUUAGUUUUGCUUGUUCAUGACUGUGCGGAUAUAUUUUUAGAGGCAGCAAAAUUAACGAAAUACGCGAAUUACCAAAAGUUAUGUGAUAUAAUUUUUGCAAUAUUCACAGUAGUUUGGAUAAUUACCAGAUUAGGAUUCUAUCCACGCAUUAUCUACAGUUCAUCUGUAGAAGCGCCUAGAAUUCUUCCCAUGUUUCCUGCUUACUAUAUUUUCAAUGGCUUAUUGUCAAUGUUACUCUUAUUACAUAUAAUAUGGACGUAUAUGAUUCUAAAGAUUGUCAUUGAUUCCCUUCAUAAAGGUUUGAUGUCAGGUGAUAUAAGAUCAAGUGACAGUGAGGAUAUUUCGCAAAGUUCUGAAAAUAUCCAGACUACAGUUAACGGGAAUAUUAUGGAUAAAUCAACUGGGAAUCAUAUAAAAAGAAAAAAGGCUAAUAAGAACUAGAAGGUAUGGGAUACGGUUAAG
Glossina fuscipes is the source of this 1309-nucleotide messenger RNA. RefSeq names its product ceramide synthase 6. Gene Ontology annotation, cellular component: membrane. Gene Ontology annotation, molecular function: DNA binding; sphingosine N-acyltransferase activity. Lineage: Eukaryota; Metazoa; Arthropoda; Insecta; Diptera; Glossinidae. The transcript is spliced from 7 exons. The coding region runs from base 140 to 1288 and encodes 382 amino acids. The record is from RefSeq and is a predicted model, not a curated record. Gene Ontology annotation, biological process: ceramide biosynthetic process.